GUGGGAUCACCUUUGGCUUAACGAAGGCUUUGCUACUUGGGUUGGAUACCUUGCUGUGGACAAGAUCUUUCCUGAUUGGGAUAUCUGGACUCAGUUUGUUACGGAAGGUUUUCAACGAGGACUUCAGCUUGAUGCCUUAAGAUCAUCUCAUCCUAUCGAAGUUCCCAUUUUUGACGCCAUAAGUUACUACAAAGGUGCUUCAGUCAUACGUAUGUUGAGUAACUUCAUAGGAGAAAAUGUUUUCUUAGCCGGUGUUAGGCGUUAUUUGAAACGUCACGUGUAUAGUAAUGCUAGCACUGAUGAUUUAUGGAAUGCCUUAACUGAAGAAAGUGGAGUUGAUGUCGGCCAAUUCAUGACGGGUUGGACUAGAAUUGUUGGUUAUCCAGUUUUAACUGUUACUGAACCUUCUUCUGAUACGUUACACAUUUGUCAAUCCCGUUUCCUUUCAACUGGGAAACUCAGUUCUAAUGAAGAUACUACACAUUGGUGGGUGCCACUUGGAAUAAGCCUUGGAUCUUCAUCAUCUAGUGAUGAACUUAAAUCUAAAGUUCUUACUACAAAAGAGAUUGAUUUAAAAUUGCCGGCUGGUGCAUCUGAAUUCUAUAAACUUAAUUCUUAUGUAACUGGCGUUUUUCGCGUAAAUUAUGCCCCAGACCGAUUGGCAAAGUUGGGUCUCGCUGCCAAGAAAGGUUUACUUAAUACUAGUGAUCGAGUUGGGUUAGUUGCCGAUGCUGGUGCUUUGGCGGUAAGUGGUUAUGCAAAAACGAGCGGCUUUUUAAGCCUCAUUAAUGAAUUCGACAAUGAAGAUAAAUACAUCGUAUGGUUGGAGAUUAAUUCUCGUAUUACGGAUCUCUUAAGUGUGUGGUUUGAACAACCUGAGCCUAUAUACCAAGGACUUUUAGCUUUUCAACGUCAUUUAGUUUCUAAAUUGGUUUCCAAAUUGGGUUGGGAAUAUCCCGAAAACGAAGACUACUUAAUCACUAUGAUGAGGACUUUGGUAAUUAAAGUUGCUGGCAGGGCUAAAAAUCCUGAAGUUAUUAAGGAAGCAUUUCGUAGAUUUGAAUUGUUUACAAAAAACAAUGACAAAUCGGCUUUACAUCCUAAUAUUCGUGGAGCUGUUUACGAAAUUGUACUUUGUAAUGGUGGCGGAGUAAAUGAAUUUGAUGCAAUUUUGAAAGCCUAUCGCGAAGCAAAUACUUCAGAUCAGAAAGUCAUUGCUUUAACUGGUCUCGGAUUCGCUCAACAAGAAGAUUUGAUUAAACGUGCAUUAGAAUUUUCCAUAUCGAAUGAGGUUAAGAAUCAGGACAUUAUUUAUGCAUUCCAAGGCCUGCAAUUCAAUCGUAAAUCGCGAAAGGCACUAUGGUGUUUUGUUAAGGAAAGAUGGGAAACUUUUCACGACCUAUAUGCCAAAUCUCUUGGUUUGUUUGGACAUAUAAUUAAAUUUAGUACCGAUUCUUUUUCAUCUGACGCCGAUAUUAAAGAUAUUGAAGAUUUCUUUUCUAACAAAAAUACUAAAGACUUUUUAAGACCUUUACAACAAAGUCUAGAAAACAUUCGUGUCAAUGCUGCUUGGUUAGCACGUGAUAAAAAGGAUGUUGAGGAUUGGUUGAGAGCUAAUGGGUAUUUGCAAUGA
Molecule: messenger RNA, 1633 nt
Organism: Dentiscutata heterogama
Lineage: Eukaryota; Fungi; Glomeromycota; Glomeromycetes; Diversisporales; Gigasporaceae
Source: the annotation of a GenBank genome assembly